GAGAGAAAUAGAAAGGUAGAGGAAGAAGCGAAAAGCAAGUAGUAGUGUCUGUUGUUGUUGUGUAAUAAAAGAAAACGAACGGUGGUGAUAGGCUUCAAUCUAGAUCUCAAUCGUCUCCACCUUCCUUUCUUCUCCAGCGUCCGAUUCCCUCACCGAUCUCGCGCCAAAUACAAACUAAUUCAUACCAUCACAGGUUUCCGGCGACCAUGGCCGACGGUCCGUCCAGUCCAGGCGGCGGCAGCCACGAGAGCGGUGACCACAGUCCCCGUUCUAACGUGCGCGAGCAGGACAGGUACCUCCCCAUUGCUAACAUAAGCCGCAUCAUGAAGAAGGCGCUUCCUGCUAACGGGAAAAUUGCCAAAGACGCCAAAGAGACUGUUCAGGAGUGCGUCUCUGAGUUCAUCAGCUUCAUCACCAGCGAGGCCUCUGAUAAGUGUCAGAGAGAGAAAAGGAAGACUAUUAAUGGGGACGAUUUGCUCUGGGCAAUGGCCACCCUUGGUUUCGAGGAUUAUAUCGAUCCCUUGAAAAUUUACCUCACAAGAUACAGAGAGAUGGAGGGUGACACCAAGGGCUCAGCCAAGGGUGGAGAGACCUCUGCUAAGAAAGAUGUUCAACCGGGUCCUAGUGCUCAGCUUGCUCAUCAAGGUUCUUUUUCCCAAGGGGUUAGUUACACAAAUUCUCAGGGUCAACAUAUGAUGGUUCCAAUGCAAGGCCCAGAAUAGGUGUCAAGUCUAUUAACCCUCCUGUUCUAAUGUACUAUCCACGCCGGUUAGCAAGUGCUCACGACAUAUUGAAUAUCUUAAUGUUAUGUGAAUACUGACAUAGAAGAUGUUGGUUCUUGUGUCCAGAUAUUUUUUUUCUUCUUAAGUUAAGGUUUGUAUAUUAUCUUUGGAGUUGAAUUGUUAUUUGAAAGUUGUUAUAUUGUAAAUCCUAGAGCCUUGUUGUCUGAAUACAUCGGCGGGCUUGGCAAAGACUGAGAUUUUAGGACUGACUGUAAGCAUAAAUGGGAAUAUUCUUUUCCUUAUUUCUUUGUGUAAUAAUGUAUGAAGAAGACUCCAGCUUCUUCUGUUAUA
This is a messenger RNA of Vigna unguiculata (cowpea), 1073 nucleotides long. It is a transcript of the gene NF-YB8, whose product is annotated as nuclear factor Y, subunit B8. Gene Ontology annotation, cellular component: nucleus; CCAAT-binding factor complex. Gene Ontology annotation, biological process: regulation of transcription by RNA polymerase II. NCBI's taxonomy places the organism in Eukaryota, Viridiplantae, Streptophyta, Magnoliopsida, Fabales, Fabaceae. The record is from RefSeq and is a predicted model, not a curated record. Gene Ontology annotation, molecular function: protein heterodimerization activity; DNA-binding transcription activator activity, RNA polymerase II-specific; RNA polymerase II cis-regulatory region sequence-specific DNA binding.